Molecule: messenger RNA, 426 nt
Organism: Blepharisma stoltei
Lineage: Eukaryota; Ciliophora; Heterotrichea; Heterotrichida; Blepharismidae
Source: the annotation of a GenBank genome assembly
AUGGAUCUCAAGUAUAUUGUAAACAGAAGCACAUCAAGCCUCAGAAAACUUGAUGAGCUUGGCUGUGAUUUAGAAUCCCUCUUCUUUAUAGCAAAAGAUCUAUUUUCAAUUGUAGACGACCUUGGCCUAACCUCAAAGCAAGCUUCAGAAUUUUUCUUUCGAAUAAAAAAUGCUUAUAAUUCUUCCCAAGGAAAACAAGUGGAUUCUGAUCUAACUACAUACGAAAAUCACAAUACAAGCCCUAGCCGACUUAGCAUAGAAAAUAAGUCUACAGGCAAGACAAUUUUCUUCAGACUAGUGGCUGAACAGCCUUCUGCAGAGAAAAUUGCGACUCUAUUUAAAUGUGAAAGCUGUGAAGAUGAGCAGCCAAUAAAGAGGGUUGAUAUAAAAUCGCAUAUAGUGUCGAAGCAUGAUGGGCUAAACUAG